ACAUUUCAGCUCAAUUUGAUUGAUAGCAAUGGACAGAUUGACCAAAAUGAGAACUGCCAGUCCAGAUUCAGGCAGGGAGCAUUUGAUCAACUAUAGGAACUCUGAGGAGAUGACGGAACAAAGCCAGAUAAAAAAGAAAAGCUGGAGGCCGAGAAUAUUCUUCAGCACUUCACCUUUAAAGGAAUCACAGAACACCACGCCACAGAAAAAAUCACACUUGCCAACUACUGAAGAAGUGAGUCAGUGGGCACAGUCUCUGGACAAUCUACUAAGCAGCAAAUGUGGACUGAACUUUUUCCGUCUCUUCAUAAAGUCUGAGCUCUGCGAGGAGAAUCUUGACUUCUGGUUGGCCUGUGAGGAGUUCAGAAAGAUCCGCUCGCGAUCAAAACUCAAAUCCAAGGCAAAAUCAAUAUACAACGAAUUCAUCAAACCAGACUCUCCAAAAGAGAUCAACCUGGACUAUAACACGAAAGAGAUGCUGCAGCAGAGCUUCCUCAUCCCAACACCGUGUACUUUCAAAGUGGCACAACACCGAGUUUUAUACCUGAUGGAGCACAACUCCUACCCUCGCUUUCUGGAGUCAGAGCUUUACCAGAAGCUGUGCAGAUUGGCAGAGGGAAAACAAUAACGCUCGCUGUGUUUGAAAGAAUGGCUGGUCCGUUUCAGAACAUCUACUGUCUGCUUUAUGAUUGUAUUUAAGUUCUGCAUAUUUAUUUGCACAGACCUGUAAAUAGUGAUGCCGUAGAGAUGAACAUUGGGUAUUUUUAUUGAGCAGUCACAUGAAAAAGCUGUAAUUAUUUUGGGAUGUAUAUAUUUUUUCUACAACUUUGCUUUUUAGAGUACUUUUGUAUGAAAUUUAUCUUGUUGUUUUACACUAUUUCUUUUUCUGGAUGUCAUGAGGUGGGCGUUUUUUUUUAAACACUUAAGUCACAUGUAUAUAUUAUUUAAAAUAAAUGUGUGUGUAUUUAUAUUUGAAAUGUCAUUUUUGUAUAUAUUGUAUGAUGUUGUUUACAUUUUGUCACAAAACACUAAAUAUGAAGAUAAUAAAUUUGUAUUAAAAGAA
Messenger RNA from Danio rerio (zebrafish), 1063 nucleotides. It is a transcript of the gene rgs2, whose product is annotated as regulator of G protein signaling 2. Lineage: Eukaryota; Metazoa; Chordata; Actinopteri; Cypriniformes; Danionidae. The record is from RefSeq and is marked validated.